Molecule: messenger RNA, 2086 nt
Organism: Seriola dumerili (greater amberjack)
Lineage: Eukaryota; Metazoa; Chordata; Actinopteri; Carangiformes; Carangidae
Gene: dorip1
Product: chromosome unknown C14orf28 homolog
Exons: 5
Coding region: 150-1169 (339 amino acids)
Source: RefSeq, a predicted model, not a curated record
CAGCAGUGUUUAUAUGGGCCCAACUUGACGUUGUUUGGAUCCAUGCGAAGGUGUCAUCUUCAAGACAUUCAUUAGAAAGUGCUAGAAAAUAUUAUCCCCACUUAUCUGGCUUUUAGUGCGAUGCAAGACAUGAAGAAAUACGGAGAGCUAUGGAGAGUAGAUUCUGUGUUUUGAACGACACCGAAGACUUCCAAACGCGGAUUUCAAACACUGAGAACAAUCUCCACUUCGAAAGGUCUAAGACACUGUUUGAGGAAAUCCGUGCCUCCAUCAACAACAAUGACGAAGAGGACCGCUCCUUCUGGAGGCCUGUGCUCCCGUGGGGUGGCGUCUUUACCAUUAAGGCAGGGCGGAAGGCCAUAUCAUGCACCCCCCUAUACGUCAAAAUCAACCUAAAAAACACCUGCACUAUUGAUGGCUUCCUCAUGAUCCUGUAUGUGAUCCUGCGGGACAACCAGGGGUUUCCCAGGGAGCUGGCCGUCUUCCUAGGCAAGCAGUUUGUGGAGUAUUUCCUCUACCUGAUGGACUCCUGUGAUUACACCACAGUGAAGAUGCUGUGGAUCUGGGACAGGAUGUCCAAAAGACAGUACCGCUCAGAGAUCCACCAGGCUGCCCUGGAGAUUGACCUGUUUGGUAAUGAGCAUGAGAACUUCACAGAGAACCUGGAGAACCUCAUGUCCACCAUGCAGGAGAGCCUGUGCACCAACUGGAGCUGUCCAGCCCGCUUCCAGGAAUUCGUCAAGAUCACAAUCAACAUCAGCCCUCCUCAUGAGCUGCCUCACAGAGACCCUAUUCAGUCGGCUGUGGACGAGUUCUUCUGCCCCAAGCUCCUACUCUGCUCAGAACUGGGGUGUGAUGGUCUGAGGGAGUUCUCUCAGAGGGUCUUCUGCCAUGGACCACCACCUUUUGUCAUUCUCAACAUGCAGCAGUGGAAGUCAGAGGAGCUGUCCUACGUUCCUUACCACCUGGCUCUCUGUCAGCAUCGGUAUUUACUAGAGGGCGCCACACUCUUCAACAAGGAGGAGCAUCACUACUCUGCAGCCUUCCAGAUAGACGGCUGCUGGAUGCACUAUGACGGGUUGAGGAGUGACAAUCUGAUCCUGUUACACAAGCCACCAGAGCUCCUGCUGCUGUCCUCUCUGGUCUACAUCCGCGCCUCCGACAAGUGAACUCAUCAAGUGGACAUACAGAUGAUGAGCAGGAGUCGCACGAAGCACAAGAUUGAAAACAUUCAUCCGCCCUGCCUCUGAUUGUAAUGCCAUGACCCCAUGGAUAGCAUUACAUUACUGCAACCAUGUUCCUCUACUUAUCACAUUACUCAAAUUUUUUAUGAAUUCCUGUCAGCAUUUACUUCCUGUUUGCUGUGCGGGUGCUGAAUGACACAUGCUCCAUGUCACCCGAAUGCUCGCAGAAAGCUUACUGUGCAAAAUGAAAAUGACUUCUUUUUGGGCAUGCUUGGAAUCCAAGAAUAUAAUGGACUAUAAUAGUUCUGGGUUGAUAUGCAUAAAUGAUCAUAUCCGUGAAUAAUGCACACAGUAUGCAUUACCUUCCACACAGAGGAGACUGAUAUGAUUUCAAAAAUGGCAUGGUUGUUAGAUGGAUUACACUUUGAGGUGCAUUUUCUGAUGACAUUGACUGUAUCCAUUUAACUUUACAUUUAUGCAUAUCAGCCCUUUCCUAAAAUUGAAUUGGUGCUUUUUUUCUAUGUACAUUGUUGUGUGAGGGUAGAGAGGGAGGAACCAAACAUGUCAGGUCAACUUGUUUUUUUCUUACCAUGUUCAAAUGAGUGAAUGUUAAAAUACAAAUUUCUUAAAUCAUAUAAAUGUUGAGAAUUGAAAUAUUACCUGUUUGGCUUCCAGGCCACUAAGCUGGCAACAUGAUGAAUUGAAUUCAAGCAUUUUAACACUAUCUCAGCACACACUGCAGUCUCCAACACAGAAAAUACGUACAUUUUCAUGUUAUCUUACUUUGUAAUUUUCAAAGAUUUACUGGUAUCACACAGUGCCUCUGCCAAGGAAAGUUUGUAUAUGUGAAUCCUGUUGAGCAUAAAUCCUUAAUCAAAGUUCGUUUUUGAUGGCUGUUUUUC